This is a messenger RNA of Musa acuminata AAA Group (dessert banana), 2429 nucleotides long. Its product is annotated as rust resistance kinase Lr10-like. The coding region runs from base 963 to 2216 and encodes 417 amino acids. The transcript is spliced from 3 exons. Gene Ontology annotation, biological process: protein phosphorylation. Gene Ontology annotation, molecular function: ATP binding; protein kinase activity. The record is from RefSeq and is a predicted model, not a curated record. NCBI's taxonomy places the organism in Eukaryota, Viridiplantae, Streptophyta, Magnoliopsida, Zingiberales, Musaceae.
ACAACCUACAAAAAUUGCCUACGAGUUUGAUGAAGUGCGCGAUGAUUUUCUGUGUGUGGAGACGGUCAGAAACCAUGUGAUUUGCCACGAGAGCUGAUACCUCGCAGCUUUCGACCCUAUUAUUCUAUCGCCCAAGAGGCACUGCUUCCGUGACUUCCUAUUGUUCUGCCCGUCCCACGAAAGAGGACGGCAGCAAACUCCUAUACGAUCCGUAUAGUACGUUUCGAUGCAAGCUUUUGGCUUCGGGAAAGGAACGGUUGACUUCGGAGUGCUCCUCCCAUCCAUACAAGUCCGUACGUAGUGUCCAGCUGUGAGAUGGUCUCGUCUAUGUUUGCACGUCUCAACUAAUCCCAAACAAUGCCUACGACUCCUGUUGAAUGCUUCCUCUUCUUCUUCCAUGAGCUCUGGCAUCUGCGUACGCAUCUCUGAGGAAGAAGAAGACGGCACAAAGAAGAGGGCUCAUAGAUACAGUUUAUGAGAACAUAUUGCUACAGAGUAGUCACCCUUCAACCAUGCUUUCGGUGAAUCCUUCUUGUUCUCUUCCGAGUGAAGCAGUCUUUCUAGUCAACCAACAAAAACAGAGAUUCCAACUGGCUAAUUUGUCAUGCUUCGAGUUCAUCAGCACACCAUCCAAUUUUAGUUAUCAGCCAAAUUCAGGAACUAAGUUGAUGGAUUUGAUUUGAAACUUUCAUUUAAAGAACCUAAAACAAUUGAGGUCUUAAAGUCAAGCAUCCACACUGCAUGAUGGUUUUGGUUCUUGGUGUUUGAGAUUGGUUGAGCGAGAGGAAGAUCAAUAUAGCUUAGCUGAAAAGAUGAGCAAAAUGAGUUCAUGUCAUUGCUUAGAUCAAUUCGGUCACAAACCAUGAAGAAUUUGAAAGGACUAAAACAACAAGAUUAAGAUUAAGAGAUCUUCUCAUACGUGCCUGUCCUCUCUUGACUUUGGUAUCACUUGAUCAGGUCAGAUGUCGACUUCGGACUCAUCAACCUACAACAAAGUCUCUCCUGCGGUCACUGUUCUUGCCACCACCGGCAUAAUCGCAGGAGGAGCAGCACUCAUUGUCAUAGCCAUUCUAAUCAUAAAAUGUGUGGAGAAAACCAAACAGCAGUCGGUCUCUGCAGAAGAGCAACUACCCACCGUCAGCGCAACUAGUUCCCAUGGCUCUACCUUGAGGAAGGACGUGACCGUAGACAUGGAGCCCAUCUACAAGUUCCUUGAAGACAUCGAGAAGGAGAGGCCCGUGAGGUUUACCCCUCAUCAUCUGGUGCACUUCACCAAUAACUACGCAGAGAAACUUGGCUCAGGAGGUUUCGGAGUGGUCUACAGAGGUCGGUUCCCCAAUGGAGUGAAGGUGGCGGUGAAGGUCCUCCAUGGAACCACGACCUCGGAUAAGAGAACUGAGGAGCAGUUCAUGGCGGAAAUCGGCACCAUCUGCAGAACUUCCCAUGCCAAUCUGGUGAGGCUCUACGGAUUCUGCUUCGACAAGAUAACCAAAGCAUUGGUCUACGAGUACAUGGAGAAGGGGUCGCUGGAUCAGUACCUGUUCAACCACAACGACAGGAUCGAGUGGGGAAAGCUACGGGAGAUCGCAAUUGGGGCGGCCAAGGCGAUCCGAUACCUGCACGAGGAGCACGAGCGGUCGGUAGUGCACUACGACAUCAAGCCUGGAAACAUACUUCUCGACGCGGACUUCACCCCGAGGGUCUCCGACCUCGGGUUGGCCAAACUGUGCGACCGUGGCGACAUCCCCGUCACGCUGACCGGAGCCAGGGGGACGCCGGGAUACGCUGCCCCGGAGCUGUGGAUGCCAAUGCCGGUGACUCACAAGUGCGACGUGUACAGCUUUGGGAUGGUUCUGUUCGAGAUCCUGGGGAGGAGGAGAAACCUCGACGUCCGGCGAGGGGAGAGACAGGAGUGGUACCCCAGAUGGGCAUGGCAGAAGCAUGAGCAAGGAGAUCUGGAGAGCGUGAUUGCGGAUUCUGGAGUGGAGUACAAGUACCAGGACAAGGCCAGGACGAUGUGCAGAGUGGCACUGCUGUGUGUGCAGCACCACCCUGAAAGCAGACCUUCGAUGAACAGUGUCGUAAGGAUGCUGGAAGAGGAAGAAGAGAUCAUCGCCAUGCCUUCCUCAAGUGCUUCGAGCCAAAGUCCAUGGAGUUUUGGGGCAGUGGAAGGCUCAAACAGCAGAGGAAGUGUCACAGGCAGCAGUAGAUCGUAGUGUGUUCUCUUCUCAUCUAAUUGUUCCGAUUUGCUUUCUUCCUUACUCUGUUUCUUCUUUCCUCUGAAUCCCAAUGUAUUGCAAGAAUUCAUGUGAUUCACACACACCAGUGAGCUUAGAAAGGUUUUACCUCCCAAUCUUUUGGGAUAAGUAACAUCAUUUGUGAAUAAUAUUUGUAACAAACGAAUGAUCAGUAGAUUUCUGGUGAUCCAA